AUGGUGCGGUCGGUUUCUUGUGUUCUGCUGCUGUUGGUUUUGAUCGAUGGCGACAUUAAUAUUGCGAAUUCUGGGAAUAAUCUUAUCUUUGAGGAGUCCAGCGAGAGUAUCGAAAUAGCUGUUGGAAAUUACGGUAGGUAUACAUAUCUCUUGAACUUUUCUCCUUGUGUAACGUUUCAUAGUAUUCGAAUUUUGUUAUAGACGGAAAGCGUGAGGUGAUGGAGAGUAGUGGCGAGAGCAAGGAGGACACAGAAGAUGGACCCGAAGCGGCAUCGCCCAUUGUGCCACCACGAACAAGCCUCACCCCUUUCUACAGCCCGCUCCAGCCCGCCAAACCUUUUCCAAUCGAGCCGCCAGACCGUAGCAAAGUUCCGGUAGCUGUUCCAACCCCCUCGCCAGAGCAAUAUACAUUGCCCAGUGGACCACCAAGAGCUGUGGCGCCUUUCACACACAUACCUGUUGCUUCGUCGGUCCCCGAAAGCACGUAUUCGCGGCGUUUGGACCGCUACGUUAGUAAGAAACAAGAUGUGGAGACUGAAGUGCAAGAGAUGGACCAACUACUCCAAAUUUCCACCUAUUACGGUCAAAGUGGAGGCCAGAUUUACUCGCCCUACCAGCCGCAACUCCAAGGAUACCCGGGCUAUCAAGGCUACUCGUCGUAUCAGUCUGGCUAUGCGCAGCAGUAUGGAUAUCAACAACAGUACUCGUCGUGUUGUCCAAAAAGAGCGCUUGAUAUUCCGGGUAACUUUUUUUGGCCAGUAAUUGCAACGGUUAAGAUGUAACAACUUUUUCGCCGUUUGUAAAAUUUGGUUAUGAAAUUCUAGGAUUGGCCCCGGAGCUUCAAGACUGGAUACCCGUCCAGAACGGCCCACUCGAUCUUCCGGAGAUCCCGGCGUUGACGAAGCUCGGCGUUCCCAUCGCAUUUCAGAAGCUGAUCAUCCCCAUGAUCGCGGCCGUUAUCGGAGCUUUCGGCGGCUUUGGUGGCGGUGCGUUGGCAAUUGUUGGAGCCUACUAUGACAACAUUAAGUCGGCACUGAGUGGCAAAGGCUUCGGCGCUUUUGGUUUUGGGGCGAAAACCAGGAACUACACCGAAGCCAUAAGCCCAGCGGAAUUUAUGGCGGAAUUGGAGCUUUUCAAGGCCAUAAAGGAGACCAAGAAGACUAGAGUGUUCAGCAAGAAACGGCAGAAAUUGCGGGCUCUGAGGAGGUUCAGCAAGUGGGGCAAGCGAUUCCAUUGA
Molecule: messenger RNA, 1237 nt
Organism: Bursaphelenchus xylophilus (pine wood nematode)
Lineage: Eukaryota; Metazoa; Nematoda; Chromadorea; Rhabditida; Aphelenchoididae
Source: the annotation of a GenBank genome assembly